UACUGCGCAUGGCCGAGAUGAGCCGAGCAUGCUCAGUAGGCAGUUGGGAGGGCCUCUUGUUCCGCCUCAGUCAGAGUCGCCCUUUGCAGAGCAGCCAGCUGCUGAGGGCUCCUUGAAGAGAUGCAGGCACCGAGUGCUGGGGCAGCAGCCAUCCGAGAGAGGGUGCGGGAGGCCCUCCAGACGGAUCUCUUGGCCGCAGACCUGAAGUGCAGCUUCUUUGUCUCUGCUCUGCAGAACUACAAGCGGGACUCUGUCCUCCGGCCCUUUCCAGGUCUCUAUACCGCAGAGGAGACCAAGGAUUUUGAGGCUUUGCUUGCAGACACAAACGCGUUGGCGGGCUUGAAAGAGCUGCUUGAGUCAGCCCAAGACGCAGACAACAGAGCAUGGGAGUUGCUCGGCUGGGUUCUCUCUUCCAAGGCCUUGGGCAUACACAGUACCAGCAAACAGGAGUAUAAGAAGAUCCAGGAGCUGACAGGAGCGCCCAGCGUCCCAGUCCCCGCGCCAGACUUCCUGUUUGAAAUCUCUUAUUGCAGUCAAAUGAACGCCAGAUUCGAGGAGUCCAAGGCGGGGCGAGACCUCAUCUAUGCGUUCCACGGGAGCCGCCUUGAGAACUUCCAUUCCAUUGUGCAUAACGGGCUGCAGUGCCAUUUAAACCGGACCUCCUUGUUUGGGGAAGGCACUUACCUGACCAGCGAUCUCAGCCUCGCUCUCCUCUAUAGCCCCCACGGCCUCGGCUGGCAGAGAAGCGUGAUGGGACCAAUCCUUAGCUGUGUUGCUGUUUGCGAGAUCAUCGAUCACCCAGAUGUAAAAUGCCAGGUGAAGAAGAAAGAUUCUAAAGAAAUAGACAGGAAGAGAGCCAGAGUGAGGAACAGCGAAGGGGGCGACGUUCCUCAGAAAUACUUUGUCGUCACGAACAAUCAGCUGAUACGGGUGAAGUACUUGCUAGUGUAUUCACAGAAGCAGCACCGGAGGCCUGCCAGCCAGUCGUGGGUCUCCAAGCAUUGCUUUGCUGUAAUGAUGAGCCUAUAUCUGCUGCUGCUGGUUGUCAUAGGGGCUAGCAACUCCCCUGCCUUCCUCUACUACUGGAACAGGAUUUUUGACAUAAAACGAUGAACUUGUGGGCGUGGGGGAUGGGUGGGAUGGGGUCGCUCACUUUCACCAUAUGCCUUAACACUGAGCGAUCUAAAGCCUUCAAGAAACCCCCCAACCCAAAAAUCUGGAGAGGGGCAAAAGGAGAGCUGGAGUGUGUUGCCGGGGGGGGGGGAGGCUGGGGCAUUUCAGCUGCCUUAACUUUCCCAGCAUAUCUUUUUCAGUAUUGCUGGUUUUGUGUGACUCCUCUAAAGAAGAGUUGGGUAGAUGGAUCCUCCCUUUCAUUGCCCUUCCGAAAGAUGGAAGAGGACAGUGCAGGUGGGUGGGAGGGCAAAGAUCCUGCAGAAAAACCACCAGUGAGGCUUAGAAUGGAGGCCGAUGCUUUCAGGAUGUCCACAAUCAGAAGCGACACGUCCACUGCGCUCUGCAAGGAAGGAUGAUGUUCUUCAACCUGCAUCUUCCUCGGGACCCUUGCUCUCCUUCCUGACAUUUGAAAGGUGUUUGCUGAAAAGUCUAUUUUAAAAAGACACAAUGUGUGACUGUAAGUAGAUCCCCGCUGGAUCAGACCAGAGGCCCAUCGUCGUCCGGCAUCCUCUUUUCCCAGCGGUCGACCAGAGAAGGCCACAGGCAGGACUUGAAUGCAACAGCGCCACUCUCUCCGCCUGCGAUCCCCAGCAACUGAUAACUCUGAGGCGAUCCUGAGCUAGAUGGCCCGACUGCCUGACUCCGCAUAAGGCAGCUUCCUGUGCCCUAAAUCAGCCUUCCCCAAGAUGGGCGUUGCAGCCCAACAGAGCAUAAGCAAAGCCCUGCCAAAUGCGGCCAGAGACCUGCCUACUCCAGCAGCCUCUUCUGACUGGCCAACCAGAUGUCCCAAUGGGAAUCUGGCAAGCAGGACAUGAGCAGAACCGCGGGUGUCUGUGUGUCUGUGAGAAAGAGUGGAAUAAACCCUGUGCUCUUUUAAAAACAUUCCCCCUCCCCAGAAAAUCUCUGUGAAAUGCCCGAGUCAGAAACACUUUCCCGAUCUGAAAGCAAGGAGCGCGGUCUGGACCUUGUUGCUUCUCAGCUGCUGGGUUGCCCUCCCUUGGUCGGAGCAUUACCCCCCCACCCGCCGCCACUAUCUCCUCCCCCAGCUCCUGUCGCUCCUGCUUCUGCCUGCGGUCAGGCUGCUGCUGCUGCUGCUCUCUUUUUCAGUUUGUGGGGACUUAUCUCACAGGACCCCCUUCCUCAAAGGGAGAGAACCAUCCACACGUGUCCCCAGUCAAGCCCCCUUCCCACAAGUCGAGCCUGCACCAUAACAGAGCGCAGCCUGCCCCUCAAGCAGAGAGCCAGGUGGCCCCUGGGGCAACCAUCUGAUCACCUCCUGGCUCAGGAGGGGACAGUGUGGCCCUCCAGAUGUUGUUGGGCUCCCACCCCCAUUAUCCACUCCCUAGCCAUACCGUUGGCCAUGCUGGCUGCCGGGACGAAUGGGAAUUGGGGGGUUCCAACAGCAUCUGGAGGCCCGUCCCUGACCCAGCUGCAGGUAAAACAGCAAGCUGGUAGUGAAAGAGAAGAGGCGAUGUUGACAAUGGCAAGACCUUCACGUCUGCAGCUGAGGUGGGCAGCGUCAGGAAGAGGUAAACUGCACCUGAAGCCGUGAGUCUGUGAAAAAACAGGCAAACGGGUUUCUUUCAGUUUUCUCGGAGAAUCUAAAAACUGACUGGAUGCCAUUUACAUUUGCCUUUCUGGUUUUAUUGUGCAUAUGAGAAGCAAGCAAAACAGUCGCAUUAAAAAAAACACUGCGCAGUAAAAGCAGCGGGUUCAAGUUCCACCUCUGCCAUUUUCCUCCUUUGGGCAAAUCACUUGUCAACAUCGGUUCUCCAUUUAUAAAACGGGAAUGGUGGUGGGCUACCUCUCAAGCUUAUUGUAAAGGAAAUUGCAAUAAAAACUGUCAAGCACUUUGAACAUUAAAAUUAUAUAUACGUGGUAA
This is a messenger RNA of Rhineura floridana, 3055 nucleotides long. RefSeq names its product poly(ADP-ribose) polymerase family member 16 (gene PARP16). Gene Ontology annotation, cellular component: endoplasmic reticulum tubular network; nuclear envelope; intracellular anatomical structure. NCBI's taxonomy places the organism in Eukaryota, Metazoa, Chordata, Lepidosauria, Squamata, Rhineuridae. The record is from RefSeq and is a predicted model, not a curated record. The transcript is spliced from 7 exons. Gene Ontology annotation, biological process: endoplasmic reticulum unfolded protein response. Gene Ontology annotation, molecular function: protein serine/threonine kinase activator activity; NAD+ poly-ADP-ribosyltransferase activity; kinase binding. The coding region runs from base 121 to 1113 and encodes 330 amino acids.